GAGCUGUCGAGCGUUGAUGACGUCAAGGUGCGACUCGAGUCAUGCCUACAGUUGUGUUUGUCCAUGAAGUUAGGGAGAAAGAAAGAAGCUAGGUAUUUAAUUUGGAUAUCGAGUGGAAGUGUGAGUCGCUUUUAAAUAGUUAUAAUCAUACCUAGAGCAAACGAGAGAGUGAUAGUUAUCUUUAAGUAACUAAUGGCAUUUGGAAAACAGCAAGGUUAGCUGGCUAGUCUCAUCUCCAGGUUAUUGAUUCAUGUAACUAACAGCAUGUGAUGAUCUUAGGUCAGUUGGUUUGGGAAAUACGUGUUUCUACAGUUUGUGUAUGCCAAAUUAAGGGUUAUAGCUGGUGUAUAACUCAAGUGAAUGUGAAGCUUAGUAAUAGAUAAUCCACAUUACGUUCUCACAAACCCAGAGGCCAACAUGGGCUCCACCUUGAUAUUAAAGGUCAGAAUAUGCCUAAAACCGUUAAAGCCUUUCUUUCACCAGCGAAGUGUAGCUUUCUUCACACUCAAUCCUUCUCUGUGCAAGUCAUCACAGCCUAUCUCAGCAUGCUUUCUGUGCACCAGAGACACUAAGCCCAACCCAGGUGGCAGAGAGACAGACAAAAGCAACAGUGGACGGACUAAUGGACAGGGGGGAGUAAAAAAUAGCACUAUCAGAUGUAGGGAAGAGGAAUUAUGGGAUGGUGCUGUAAAUAGAAAAGGUAAGAGCUCAACUCUUUGGCAGAGGCCUUCCUUCCCCAAAUCUGUGUUUGCUGCUGGGACAGCAAAGAGGACGGCAGAGUUGCUGAAGAGGAAGCAGCAUGUAGGGGAGCCUGAAGGGAGGACAACUAGAGGAGCAGCAAAGGUGCAUCCACCCGACCGGCCGCUCGCUGCUGCAGAGUGGAGAAAGCUGAAGGAGUCUCUGGGAAAUCCGCAACGCUUUGACAUCCAGAUGAUGUGUGCGCUGUUCACCUCCGGGGGAGAUCUGGAUAUCGCCAAGUCCCUACUGACUUUUGUUGCAAUGGAAACAGGAACCCUGUCUUAUGAGCUGUUACUACGGUACCUGACACUGUGUGUGAGCAGCGGCCACGACUCUGAGGUGUUCGAUGUCUAUGACAUUAUGCGGGGAAGUUUCCAUUCUCUGGACACAGGAGCGUCCAGCCUCUUUAUCAAGUCCUUCAGCCGGACGGCGAGGUGGAGGGAGGCUGUCAGCAUCCUGCAUGAGGUUAAGAAGGUCUUUACCCCAUCACCACGCAACUAUGGCGACAUUAUCACAGCAGCGAUGUUACAUGGUGACACGACCACUGCCUGGGCUCUUUAUGAUGAAUUAAUUGAAAAGGGACUGAGCCCGCACCAGGAGACCUGGGACACUAUGUUUAAGGGAGUGGGGAAGACAAAUGAGAUGGAGGCAGAGGGCAUGUCUCAGUCUGAGCACCAGGAGAGGCUGCAGGGGAUUCUGCUCUACAUGAGGAACAACCAGAUCUACCCCCAACACAGCCUUGCCGGCAGCAUUAAGACCUGGUUUGAGAGUCUCACAGGACAGACAUGGACAGGAAGUUGGACCAGCGCCACCCCAAAGGGUUUGUGUAGGUGUUGUGGGUCUGAGUUGGAGUCCAUCCAGCUGACUGCUGAGGAGUACCAACAGCUAAAAGACAGAGUGAUGGCUGACAUCAUUCAGGGACGAGAUGUUUUUAACAAGACUACACCGGAGGAGUUGGAGAGGUUCAAGGCAUUUGUGAAGAGGAAGCCAGCUUUUGAUGUGGUUGUAGAUGGACUGAAUGUAGCAAAUACCAACAAGGACAAAAGCAGGCAGUCAGAGACGUUGUUGGCGGUGGUGUCAGAGCUGGAGAGUCAGGGCCUGACUGUUCUGGUGUUGGGGAGGAAACACAUGCUGCGGCCCUCCAGAUCCUGGGAGAGACACAACAUGAACCUCAUCCAGCAGAAAGCUCAUUGCUUCUUCACUGAAAACAUUUCGGAGGAUGACCCCUUCUUGCUGUAUGCCACUUUGCAUUCUGGGAACCACUGUCGGUUUGUGAGUAGGGACCUGAUGAGGGACCACAAGGCCUGCCUGCCAGACGGAGCCACCAGACGGCUCUUCUUCAAAUGGCAGAGAGGCCACCAGCUGGUAGUAGAUGGAUACGUCGCAGCAGGCAGGAGAGUCCGAUUUCAGAGUAUUCUCAGCUAUGACACCAUUGUCCAGACUUCAGCAGACUCGUGGCACGUUCCCUUCGACGACACAGAGGACAGGAGUACCUAUGAAGUACCACAACGAUGGCUCUGCCUCACCACAAAGCACUGAACACAGUCACACUGAUCAUAACUCAUAUGCUUUGUUUAUAACUGUAGACUUGUAAAUAAAUCAUUUACCACAAAUAA
This is a messenger RNA of Perca fluviatilis (European perch), 2354 nucleotides long. Its product is annotated as protein only RNase P catalytic subunit. Gene Ontology annotation, molecular function: protein binding; ribonuclease P activity. Gene Ontology annotation, biological process: mitochondrial tRNA 5'-end processing; tRNA 5'-leader removal. The transcript has 10 exons. The record is from RefSeq and is a predicted model, not a curated record. Gene Ontology annotation, cellular component: mitochondrial ribonuclease P complex; mitochondrion. The coding region runs from base 418 to 2277 and encodes 619 amino acids. NCBI's taxonomy places the organism in Eukaryota, Metazoa, Chordata, Actinopteri, Perciformes, Percidae.